Messenger RNA from Paramuricea clavata, 537 nucleotides. NCBI's taxonomy places the organism in Eukaryota, Metazoa, Cnidaria, Anthozoa, Malacalcyonacea, Plexauridae. The record is from the annotation of a GenBank genome assembly.
AUGGACCUGAUCUAUCAAGAGCGUGGUCAUCGUCUCACAUGUUUUGAGCAACCACUAUUAUCUCCUGCCAAUCUUUCAAGCUAUGGUGAAGUUAUUCAUCAAGCAGGGGCACCUUUGGUAAACUGCUGGGGCUUUGUUGAUGGAACUGUUAGGCCAAUAUGCAGACCUGGUCAACAUCAGAGAAUCUUAUACAAUGGGCACAAAAGGGUUCAUUCAAUAAAGUUCCAAUCAGUGGUAACUCCCAAUGGUUUAAUUGCAAAUUUAUCGGGUCCCUGUGAGGGAAAAAAGCAUGACAGUGGCAUGCUUAGAGAAUCUGGCCUGCUUACCAGUUUAGAAGAACACAGCUUUUCCUCUACAGGAGAUAUCCUAUGUAUUUAUGGUGACCCUGCAUACCCUCUCAGACCUCAUCUUCAAGCACCAUUCAAGGCAGCUGUUAGACUAACAGAGGAACAACUUGCAUUCAAUAGGGCAAUGAGUACAGCAAGGGUCAAUGUGGAAUGGGUGUUUGGGGGUAUUGUAAACUUCUUUAAGUUUUAA